GUGAAAUUGAUCCUCUCAAUCAAUAAAAAACAACAACAAAGAUUUACAUUCAUAUUGCCUCCCUUAGGUAGAGCUCAAUAUCUAGGAAGUAAAUUUCAAAUCAUAAUUAUCAAAAUAUCAAUAUGAUAUCAUUGUAAAUAAUCAACGUGAUCAAGAAAAGGACAUGAACUAUUUUCAUAUUAACAAGUGAAAAUGAACCUUUCCAAAUCCUAGAAGAAGAACAUCAACCUGGCACUAUGGAACCACGUGAUUCAGGAUAUGGGUAUAACCAAGAACCAAACUUUGGAGAUUACAAUAAUGGACACCACAGAAGGGGUGACAGUGGUAGCCAAGUUGUUCCUAUGGAGGAUUAUCCAAGACAUAAUACUUCAAUUAUGAGUUAUGAUCAUGUCCCUGAUGGAAGUUUUAGUCAACCUCAUACUUUGGUUGUCCGUAAUCGUAAAAAGUCUGUCAAGUUGGAGCAGAUAUUUGAUAAGUUAGAUCAACUCGAUCAACUAGAUGGUGAUGAUGACUCUUAUUUCCAACGAACUAAAUCCAAAAGACGUGAAAGAUCCAAGACUUUAAAGGAAAGAAAAUUGGAGAGAAAUGCUACACAGAAAGAUUCAUUAAAAACUACAAAGACUCUUGGUGAAAGAUAUUCUGAAAUGAAAAACAAUGAUGGUGUCACUGCCAGAAAUUUGGCCACCCUGAUGAGGCAGGAUCAUAGCGAAGAUUCAACAAUGAGGAAAAUGAACAAAUUAAGACAUGGCAAUGGAUCUAAGACAUGGAAAAAUGUGAAGAGAUCUUACAAUGAAUUUUCACACACAAUCUCACUAUGGUACAGUACUUUUAAAAAAAUUGAAGGUGAAUAUGGAACUGCAGUGAUGACAUAUUUCAAAUUUCUUAAAUGGCUGCUGAGGUUAAAUCUAUAUACAAUGUUAAUAACAUUUUGUGUGAUAACCAUACCAUUUCUAGUAUUAGGACCCUCAUCUUAUGAAGACUCUGUAAGAUCUGUUAACAAUAGCCAGGAUUCUAUUGACUGUACGGCAGAAUAUAUAAAUUACAUGGAUAAUUUCACCAGUCAGGAGUCAGCAGGAGAAAUGGCUAUUGAUUUUCUUCAAGGGACUGGCUGGAUGGAGAGAACUAUAUUGUUUUAUGGUGUAUAUUACAACAAGACAUAUUAUAGUGUUGUAGAAAAGAAAGAGAUAACAUAUAACAUGUCAUUAGCCUAUUUACUGGCCGUCGGCUGUAGUUUUAUUAUCUGUUUCAUUCUAAUUGUCAAAAAUGCAUCUAAAAGUGCUAAAGUAUCACUAGGGUUGGAAUCAUCAGUGGCUAAAUAUACAAAUAAAGUGUUUGCAGCCUGGGAUUAUUGUAUUAAUAAUCAGAAAAAUGCUAAAGUUAAAUCAGUUGGCAUUAAAUUUGAAAUAACUGCAGACUUAAAAGAACAGACAAGAACUGAACUUUGGAACUUGAAGAAAUUUGGUGACAGAUGUGCAAUAUACUUCAAGAGAGUUGUCAUAAAUCUGCUUGUCAUAAUAUUACUGGGAGGCUCCCUAGCAUUGAUAGCUUAUACAGCUCAACAGAUGAUUGAGCUUCAGAAGAAAGAAUAUGAAGAUAUUGUUAUCUUGAUCAUUCAGUAUGUGCCAUAUCUAACGAUCACCAUAUUAAAUUUGGGUGUACCUAUCAUCUUUCAAAAACUGGUACAGUUUGAAAUGUAUAAAUACGAAACUGAACUGAAAUUAACAUUAGCAAGAUCAGUUUUGCUCCGUCUAUCUUCACCAAUAGUUCUCCUAGCUAUUCUGUAUGAGCAACUGAUUGUCACAUCAAAGGACUCAACCAGUGGCAAAUGUGGCAAUGUGAGGUGGUCAGCCACAGGGUCAGGACUCAGGGGAGAUGUCAAAUGUUGGGAGACAUAUGUGGGACAACAGGUGUACAAGUUGGUCCUAUUGGAUCUGUUUGUAGAAUGUGGAAUUCUAUUCUUUGGAAAUGUUCCGAGAAGUAUAUUGUAUCGAAAAUUCAAGGACAAGUCAAAAGUGAUCAAGACGAUUGGUCCUCAAGAAUUUGAUUUGACUCAGAGUGUUGUAGAUAUUGUUUACUCACAAAAUAUAUGUUGGUUGGGAAUGAUGUUUAGUCCUUUAAUUCCGUUUAUGACAUUUCUUAAAAUCUUAAUCUUCUUUUAUUCUAAAAAAUUUUUAUUGAAGUAUUGUGAAGCUCAAGAGCGUCCUUAUCGUACAUCCAGAUCUAAUUCAUUAUUCAUGUUAGUGCUAUUAUUGUCCUUCGUGUUUGCUGCAGCACCUAUAGGGUAUAUGGUUGGCCGUCUGCAGCCAAGCCAGAGUUGUGGUCCCUUCAGGCUGUAUUCUGAUGCCAAUGUUGUUAUGUUUAAUACAGUAUCAUAUACAGUAGCUAGUUGGCCAGAAUUUUUGAGAGGUUUAUUCAGUUUUCUUGGAACUGUUGGAUUUUUUGUGCCAGUCAUUAUAGCUUUGUGUUUAUUGAUGUACUACUACUGGUUGUUAGGUCAAGGUUACAAAAAGACGGAAAAAAUUCUCCAACAUCAACUAAAAUUGGAAGGAAAAGAUAAGCAAUAUCUCAUGGAGAGAGUUGCAGAAUUCCUAGAGAGUACAGAAGUCAAUCAGAAUACACUGAAUAAUGCUGGUUUACAAAAUGUUUCAGCAAUAAUAACAACAUAAUUAAUAGUCUGGUGAAUAACGAUUGAUUGUCAGCAACACGUAAUAACAUACUGCUAUGUACAGAAAUAGUUUGUUACAGAAAGGAUUAUUUAAAGGCAUAAAAUCUUGGAGUAAACCCAUGGAAUUCUUACGGAAAUUUUAGUAAAGCCAUGGAAUUCUUAGGCAAAUUGGAGUAAAGCCAUGGAAUUCUUAGGGAAAUCUGAAAAGUCAUGGACUUCUAAGGGAAAUUUAUAAAAAAAAUAAUUAUUGUUAUGAAAUGAAUUUCAGAUGACAAUAAAAAAUCAUAUAGUAAGAUUUGGGUAAAAACCAAAAUAUUGACCAAUCAAAAUAGCAAGAACUGUUCAUGUAUUAUUGAAAUCUCUUCUGACUCAUUGCAUUAUAUUUGUCUUGAAAAAAAAAAUAGUAUGAAAAUUUUCAAACAAUGCAAUGAGUGGAAAAAUGCCUUACCUUUGCAUCAUGUUUAAGUAAUUUUAAAAUUAAACAAUAAAAAACAUAUCAUUGAGGGUGGGUCAGUUUGGAUUCCUUUUUUCAUAGUUUUCAGCUUUUGAGAAUACAUUACCCUUUUCUUUUCAUAGUUUUCAGCUUUUGAGAAUACAUUACCCUUUUCUUUUCAUAGUUUUCAGCUUUUGAGAAGACAUUACCCUUUUCUUUACAUAGUUUUCAGCUUUUGAGAAUACAUUACCCUUUUGUUUUCAAAGGUUUUAGCUUUUGAGAAUACAAUACCCUUUUACUUUCUUGGUUUAUUUUGUUCUCAGAAAUGUUAAGCUUUUAACUAGUUGUUGUAAAUGUAUGGAAACAAAAGUUUUAAUCAGAAAAGUAAGAAAAUCAUAUACACUUGCAUGUGAAAUUGUAAAUUGAUAAACACUGAAUAAGUGUUAUAUAUAUACGAUUAUAUAUAAUAUACUAUAUAAAAUAGUGCUGAAUAAACCCUUCCAAAAGUCCCAUUUACCUCAAAACUUGAUUUUUGAUGAGGAGUAAACAUUAAGUGGAUGGUUGCAUUUAAGUUUUGAAAUUGCAUGUGCAACUCAAAAGAGGCUUAAACUUAAAAAUAUUAAGAAACAGCUUGUAUUUAUGUGAUAAUGUAAAAAACAUAUUUUAAUUUUAUUGUGGUAUAGAACAUAUACAAUGAAUCUCAAAAAAUUGUUAUUAUUGUGAUUGUUAACAUUAAUUUGUUGAAAUGAACUUCAGGUUUAACCACACCUUAUACAAAGGUUUUGAAUUGAAAAGUUUAAUUUUAUCUGAAUUGGUCUUUAAAAACUGAAUAGAAAAUUAGUGAGGUGUGUUCACUUUUUCUGACAUACUUACAGUGGUUUUCAAAGUGGCAGUCAGGUACUUUGCCUCAGUACAAUAAGUUGUGUUCAGUCUACUGUCUGAAUGUUCAAUAGCUAAACUCAUUUACCUAUGCAAAACAUUCAAUACUGAAUAGUUUAUAUAAAAUGUCAGAACAUUAUUACUGGAUACACUGCAAGAGGUGUCUGAACAAUAUUAAAUUACUGCAAGGAGAACAUUUGAUAGAUAUAUGAACAUAUCACCAAGACUUAACAUUUUUUCUCUUCAGACAUUUCAUAUAAUGUUAGGAACAAAAUGGCCCUUUAAACUAGAAUUGGUUUAUAAAAGACACUGUCAAUUUCAAUUGUUUGGUCAUCUUAUAUAUUUUGAAGGUUUGAUUUAAAUAAAAGGUAACUUUUUACCUUCUCAAGAUGGAGCCUCUUUUUUUAGAAUGUAUAUCAAUAACAUACAGAGUUUUAGACAAUCGCUUGAAACAUUAAUCCAAAGCCCAACAGACUGCCAGAUGAAGUAAUCACUUUGUUUUUUAAAUGAUUAUAUGAAUUAUACGAGUUUGUCAUUUAAUGUAGUUUGAUUUACACUUAUAUUUAUUAUUAGUUUCAUUACAUUUUUGGGACCAAAAUAUUUGCGAAUUUUAAAAACUGACAAAUAUGAACUUUGGCACACUUUCUUUAAAAAAUCAGUCAUUGUCAAUCAGAUUGCAUAGUUAAGUAAACCUGGUCAUCAAUAGAUAGUUUUCCAAUUACCGGUACAUAUUUUACAUAAUUUGAGUUCGAGUUAUUUUCCUUGGCCACCAUUUGGAGGGCUAACUGGUUGACCUGAGACUACUAUAUCACAGUGUGUUAUAAACAGGCUAUUAUUUGAACUUGGAAUUAUUUUUAAUUAUGGAAUUUGCAUAAUUUCAUGUGUUUGAAAUUUUUGAUAAAUUCCAUGUUUAUUAAGUAUUAUUAUGUUUUGAGCGGUGCAUCACACUUUCCACACAAUGUAUUUUGUAUAGAUAGUGUUGUGCACGGCACAGUACAUUCUAUUGAAAAUGUGCUAUCUUCUUUGUCACCGCUCAAAAC
Mytilus californianus (California mussel) is the source of this 5017-nucleotide messenger RNA. RefSeq names its product transmembrane channel-like protein 7. Gene Ontology annotation, cellular component: plasma membrane. NCBI's taxonomy places the organism in Eukaryota, Metazoa, Mollusca, Bivalvia, Mytilida, Mytilidae. The record is from RefSeq and is a predicted model, not a curated record. Gene Ontology annotation, molecular function: mechanosensitive monoatomic ion channel activity. The transcript is spliced from 19 exons. Bases 237 to 2666 code for a protein of 809 amino acids.